Molecule: messenger RNA, 6558 nt
Organism: Xyrauchen texanus (razorback sucker)
Lineage: Eukaryota; Metazoa; Chordata; Actinopteri; Cypriniformes; Catostomidae
Product: adhesion G protein-coupled receptor L1-like
Exons: 25
Coding region: 853-5331 (1492 amino acids)
Biological process (GO): heterophilic cell-cell adhesion; cell surface receptor signaling pathway; adenylate cyclase-activating G protein-coupled receptor signaling pathway
Cellular component (GO): presynaptic membrane; postsynaptic density; axon
Molecular function (GO): latrotoxin receptor activity; G protein-coupled receptor activity; carbohydrate binding
Source: RefSeq, a predicted model, not a curated record
CGGGGAGCGGCGCGAGGCGGGAUUCUUGCGUCUGCAUCCAUCUUUUUACCUCAGCUUUUCCGUUCUUCUUAUUAGUAUUAUUAAAAAUUUUCAUUUUCGAUGAAUAGGCCUAUCACCUGCCCUCCAGAAAAGGCUCAACAACGGUUCGUGUGGAUGGGGAGCGGCGCCGGGCUGGAUUUUACCACACAGAUAUUUUUUUACCUCAGCUCGUUUUUUCCCCACUGAAUAUUUUUAUCAUUAAUUUAUUUUUAAUUUUGUGUUAGUUUCGUUAAAAAUCACCUGUCCACGAGAAGAGGGUCUCCAUCAGCUCAUCGUCUCAUUGCAAUACCCUUGACGAUCAACAGUUCAUCGCGUGAAGUCGGCAUGCCACAAAAUUGGCGCGAAUAGUUCGCGCGGUUCGUCUAAAUUAAUUUGAAGACUUUCUGCUCAUGGUGACUAAUAAACCGAAUCAUUUCCCAUCAUCAGUCAUGGCUGCUUUUAACGUUACGUGGUAAUUUGUUUUAUCGAAAAGGCCAGAGGACUGUAUUCUUAUUGGAAUAUACCAUUCUCUUUUAAUCAUUCCUCUUGCGUGUUACAGACUGAAGGCACUCUAUUGGGCAGUAUUUUGAUUUUAAUAUCAUGUUUUUUGGUCCUUUUAUUCGCCUGGAAGAUGGCAGCUGAUUAAAUUUUAAUCUUGAUGCAUUCUGGUGACACGGGAGGAGAAGAGGAGAACAGAGUGAAUCGGGGUGGAGUGGAGAGAGGAGAGGCAGUGGAGAGGAUGUAGGGUGGAUACGAGAACACCAGAAGGUUCAUUAGACUUUAGAGGGAGAUUGUCCCACCCCUUUAACCUUGUCCGUUCCUCUGUCAUUACCAAUGGCGCUGUCGCUACUGUGGAUGUGUCCUUUGUUGCUUAGCAACAUUGCUCUCUCAGAACAAGGUCUCAGUCGGGCAGCGAUGCCGUUCGGUCUCAUGAGGCGAGAGCUGGCGUGUGAGGGGUAUCCUAUAGAGCUGCGCUGCCCAGGAAGUGAUGUCAUCAUGAUAGAGACGGCAAACUACGGGCGCACAGAUGACAAGAUCUGUGAUGCUGACCCCUUUCAGAUGGAGAAUGUGCAGUGUUACCAACCUGACGCCUUCAAGAUCAUGUCACACAGGUGUAAUAACAGGACUCAGUGUGUGGUGGUGGCAGGAGCUGAUGUGUUUCCUGAUCCUUGUCCUGGAACUUACAAAUACCUGGAGAUCCAGUAUGAGUGUGUCCCUUACAUUUUUGUUUGUCCUGGAACAUUAAUGCGAGUGUUGGAGCCCAGUUCAGUGCGGGAGGCGGAGCAUCAGUCGGGGGCGUGGUGUAAGGACCCUCUGCAGGCGGGUGAUAGACUGUAUGUGAUGCCUUGGACGCCCUAUAGAACAGACAUGCUGUAUGAAUACGCUUCCUGGGAUGAUUACAUCCAAAACAGGGUCACCACCACUUAUAAGUUGCCGAGUAGAGUGGACGGCACUGGUUUUGUCGUGUAUGAUGGUGCUGUGUUCUACAAUAAGGAACGCACACGCAACAUUGUGAAAUAUGACCUGCGAACGCGCAUCAAGAGUGGUGAAGCCAUUAUUGCAACAGCAAACUACCACGACACAUCGCCAUAUCGCUGGGGCGGGAAGUCUGACAUUGACCUUGCAGUGGACGAACAUGGGCUGUGGGUCAUAUAUGCCACUGAAGCCAACAGCGGACGCCUCGUUGUUAGCCAGGUAAACCCCUACACGCUACGCUUCGAAGGAACGUGGCAGACGAGCUUCGAGAAGCGCAUGGCGUCAGAUGCAUUUGUUGCGUGUGGCAUAUUAUAUGCCGUUCGCUCCGUGUACCAGGAUGAUGACAGCGAGGCAGGCGGCGACCUCAUCCUGUAUGCCUAUGACACGCAGCAUAACCGUGAGGAGCCAGUGAGAAUCCCGUUCCCCAACCCGUACCAGCACAUCUCCUCCAUCAGCUACAACCCCAGAGACAACCAGCUAUACGUCUGGAACAAUUACAUCGUCCUGAGAUACCCGCUGGAGUUCAGCCCACCACAGCCCACCUCAGAUCCUCUGUCUACUCCUCAUCUCUCCACCACUCCUCUGAGCUCUCUCACCUCUACUGUGUCAAUGGGCUUCAGUCCCACCUCCGUACCGUCUAUUACCUUUCAUCCAAUAGGGGCUAUUAACAGAGCUCCGGCAGGGAGGCCCAUCACUGCCACGGUACCGGUGACCGUGAGGCCCCCUCGCCGCCCACUGGGGCCCCGAAUACCCAUGUGUGAGGGUCGGGUGACCCGCGGUGUCCAGUGGCCCCCUACACAACGAGGAGAAACAGUGGAGAGACCCUGUCCUAAAGGAUCACUUGGUAUAGCGUCAUAUCAGUGUAUGGCCGACGAUGUGGUGUGGAACCCUAGAGGUCCUGACCUCAGCAAUUGCACCUCCCCAUGGGUCAGCCAGGUCGCUCAGAAGAUCAAGAGUGGAGAGAACGCGGCACAUAUUGCUGCUGUACUUGUCAAUCAUACACGGGGGCGGGUCUAUGCUGGUGAUGUCACUUCCUCUGUGCGUCUGAUGGAGCAGCUUUUGGACAUUCUGGACUCACAGCUGCAGGCGCUCCGCCCCGGCAACAAAGAUUUAGCAACACGCAAUUACAACAAGCUUCAGAAGAGAGAACGAACCUGCAGAGCGUUUAUUCAGGCGGUGGUGCAGACGGUGGAUAAUCUGCUACGGUUGGAGGCGCUGGAGUCGUGGCAGGACAUGAACGCUACAGAACAAUCACACACCGCCACGAUGCUGCUUGAUGUCAUGGAGAAAGCAGCGUUCCUAUUGGCCAAUAACCUGUAUGGAGGUCACUUCAGUGACCGUGCGCCUAACGUCGAUCUGGAGGUGUAUGUGCUGAACACAGAGAUGGAGUUGAAGGAUUUGUCAUUCCCGAACUCAUACGACAGUGACAGCACCAUCCACCUGUCAUCAUCCACCAUCAAACAAUACAGCCGCAACGGUCAGGUAAGGGUGGUUUUUACACUCUAUAAGAAUCUGGGCUCGUUUCUGUCGACUCAAAACGCCACCGUGAAGACUGAUGGCGAGCUGAAGCCUGGAGGACCCAGUCUGGCUGUCAACUCACACAUAAUCUCAGCAUCUAUGAACAAAGAGUCCAGUCGAGUGUUUCUGACCGAACCUGUGCUGUUUACACUGCGACACCUGCAGCUGGAGAAUCACUUCAAUCCGAACUGUUCGUUCUGGAAUUACUCUGAGCGCUCGAUGAAGGGUCAGUGGUCAUCGCAGGGCUGCAGACGUCUGCACAGUAACAACACACACACCACCUGCGCCUGCUCACAUCUCACCAACUUCGCUGUGCUCAUGAGCCACCAGCAGCCUGCUUAUCCGGGUGGAGUUCAGGGCUUGAUUCUGUUCAUCAUCACGUGGGUGGGGAUGGUGAUUUCUCUGGUGUGUUUGGCUCUGUGUAUCUCCACCUUCUGCUGUCUGAGAGGUCUACAGAGCGACAGAACCACCAUCCAUAAGAACCUCUGCCUCACACUCUUCAUCUCACAGCUGCUCUUCCUCAUCGGCAUGGACAAAACACACUACACCGUUGUGUGUCCAGUGCUGGCCGGUCUGCUUCAUUUCUUCCUGCUGUCGGUCUUCUGCUGGCUCUGUAUGGAGACUGUCCAGCUGUAUGUGUUGAUGGUGGAGGUGUUCGAGAGCGAGACAUCUCGGCGCAAAUAUUAUUACCUUACUGCGUAUGGAUUCCCAACGCUGGUAGUGGCUAUUUCAACUGCUAUUGACUACAGGAGCUAUGGAGGACCCAAAGCUUGUUGGCUGAAGGUGGAUAACUAUUUCAUCUGGACAUUUGUUGGCCCCGCCUCCCUUGUUAUCUUGCUGAAUCUGGUGGUAUUGGUGAUCACUGUUCAUCGCAUUCUGCGUCACUCCACCGUGCUGAAACCAGACUCCAGCCGUUUCGACAACAUCAAGUGCUGGACGGUCAGCUCAGUCACACUGCUGUUACUCGUCUCUUUGACGUGGAUAUUUGGCCUCCUGUUCAUUAAUGACAACAGUGUGGUGAUGGCGUAUCUGUUCACUUCAUUUAAUGCUUUACACGGCAUGUUCAUCUUCCUGCUGCACUGCGCUCUUCAGAAGAAGGUGCAGAAAGAAUACAGCAAAUGCUUGCGUCAAUCACGCUGCUGUGGCCACGCCUCCUCAGCCAGUUCCCAUGGUCCUCUGAAGAGCUCUGCCCACCGCGGCAACAAUCGCUACUAUAGCGGUAGCCAAUCACGACACGCACCAGCACAAAGACAGAGUCGUAUCAGGAGGAUGUGGAAUGACACAGUUCGGCGUCAAACAGAGUCGUCCUUCAUGGCAACAGAGAUUAACAACACACCCACACUCACCCGAGGCACUAUGGGUAAUCACCUCCUGGCCAAUCCAAUGCUACAGACCCACUCUGGCUCCCCUUACAACACCUUAUUGGCUGAAACAUUCAACCCACCCUCUCCAGCAGUGUUCAACGCCACAGGCACUUUCAGAAACUCAAAGGGCACACUGUCACGCAGUCGUGAAUCUUGCGGGUUGGAGGGAGUUCGACUGAAUGGAAACUACAACAACAGCUACUCACUGCACGGGGGGAGCUCUGACUUGCUCGGUGGCGUUCCUGUGGGAUCAGGGUGCGUGUCCGGAGAGGUCAGCCCUGCCCUUUUGACACCCAGAGGAGCGGAGCCUUCUGGCUGUCUGCGGCGAAACCUUUCCGACGCGGCAGCGUUGGAGAAAAUGAUCAUAUCUGAGCUGGUCCAGAGCAACUUGCGGCCCGCCACUGAUCGCUAUGGCAACGGAACAAGUUCUACGAUGCACCGUCAGGAUUAUGCCACGUCAACGAGUCACCGAGAACCUCCACAACGACCACUACCCCGCCCCCCUCCCCCACCCCCGCAGGACGAGGAGGAGUUACUAUACAAAGCUUUGGAAAAACCACGCCUACCGGACAAGCCCAGAAUACCAGACAAACCCUGCCUACCGGAUAAGCCCCACCUCUUGGAGCACGCUCAGUCCGUGUUCUACCAGAGCGAGGAGGACUCGGAAAGCUUCUCUGCGGAAAUCACGGACAGCGUGGGCAGGGCUGGACCGGACUCCUCCGUGUAUGCACGGGACCGGGAUUCGUCCUAUCCCGACAGCAGUCCCGAGGCACUCGGGACGGAGCCACACCCAGCCCUCCCACCAGACGAGCUGUACUUCAGCGCGGGACGUCAAGCACACAUCUCUGCAUUUUACCAACCUCCGCCACGCAGGACCAAUGACGAGGGGCGGCUUGCGCUGCAGCCCUCGCAGGGUGAAGGUGAUGGACAGAUGCAACUGGUGACGAGUCUGUGACUAGGGCGCUGGUGACCGGGACACGCAGAUCUGGAGGAGGAACACGAGGACGUGCGUCUUCAACAUCAUCUUUGUCAUCAUCGAAAUUAAUGUCAGGGUGAAUUGGUCACGAACACGUCUAGUUCAUAUUUGAAGACAAUUUCGGGUUCAAAACAAGUUUACAAGUAUGCCCGUUGUUUAUUAAAAAAGGGACAAAUUUGGGUUCCAGUGAGACACUAAUGGAAGUGAACGGGCCCAAUACGUAUGUUUCAAAAGUAUAGCCACAUAACGUAACAUUAUACAUGCCAACAUGAUUUUAGAGUGAUAAAAUCACUCACACACCUUAUAUUGUUUAUGUCUUGUGGCUGUACUUUUGAAAAAGUAUUGGUCCCCUUCACUUCCAUUUUAAGAGCCUUGAUGUAACCAAGAUUUUUCUUUUUUUAAAUUAAGUAGGGUGUCUAAAUUAUUUUUGCAAUUUACAAAUUAUUUCUGUAAUGCAACUAAAAAAAAUUUUAUUACUGUAAUGCCAAAGAAAUCAUAUUAAAUUAUUUCAAUAAAACUCAUUAAAGCUAGUUGAUACAUCAUGGUACAAUGCAAACAAAUCAAUGUCUUGCUGAUUUCCAGUAGAAAUAUCUUUAAAACUAUUCUUAAAACAAGAUGAAUUGACUCGAGAAGCAAAAUGACAUUGCGAUAUUUUGAAAUUCAGUAACGUUUAUGCUUAUAACUAGAAAAAGCUUUUUGCCAAUGAAGUAAGAAAACAACUAGAUUCAAAGGGAAAACAAACACAUUUUCCUAACCCCAUUGGCUAAUAGUUUUUCUUGUUUUAAGCAUAAACCACAUCAAAGUUUGUUUAUUUGAAAACAAGACUAAAUAUCUUGUCACGCUGACUAUCACACCUGGAGUCCCGGGUUUGAAGGGCGUGCUGAGUGACUCCAGUCAGGUCUCCUUAGCAACCAAAUUGGCCCGGUUGCUAGGGAGGGUAGAGUCACAUGGGGUAACCUCCUCGCGGUCAUUAUAAUGUGGUUCUCGCUCUCGGUGGGGCGUGUGGCGAGUUGUGCGUGGAUGCCGCGGAGAAUAGCGUGAAGCCUCCACACACGCUACGUCUCCAUGGUAACACACUCAACAAGUCACGUGAUAAGAUGCGCGGAUUGGCGGCCUCAGACGCGGAGGCAACUGAGAUUCGUCCUCCGGAUUGAGGCGAGUCACUACGCCACCAUGAGGACUUAGAGCGCAUUGGGAAAUACAAAU